GCCAACUGCAGCUGGGAUCAAGUGACACUGGAGAGGACUGACCAGGAGGCCGGGCCUUCCAUCCCGGGAGCCGAGCCGGAAGCGGCCCCAGAAUGUGCUGCGGAUGCUGACGCGGCCUCCGCCUGUGGCUCCGAGAACAGUAGCAUGGCUACAGGGAGCGCCCAGGGCAGCUUCACUGGCCACCCGAAGAAGACCAAUGGCAGUAAUGGCACCAACAGCGCACUCGUCCAAAGCACUUCUCCUCAGAGCACCCUUGGAGCAGCUGGGGCCAACGGGGGCGGGGGCGCAGCCCGCGUGUGGGGCGUAGCCGCAGGCUCCAGCUCCGGCCUCGCUCACUGCCCCGUCGGCGGCGGGGAUGGGAAAAUGGACACCAUGAUUGGGGAUGGGAGAAGUCAGAACUGCUGGGGCGCGUCCACCUCCAGUGCUGCCAUCAGCCUGAACCUUAACCCCAAUGCCAACCCAGCUGCCUGGCCUGUGCUUGGACACGACGGAGCUGGGGCAACAGGCAACCCUUCCAGUAUUUGCAGUCCGGUCAGUGCCAUCGGGCCAAACUUGGGCAACCAGAACGGGAACCCAGCGGGCACGUUAGGUGCUUGGGGAAGCUUGCUGCCGUCCGAGAACGCAGAGCCACAAACGCCUGCCUCUCAGAAUGUGUCUUUCAGCGUACAACCUCAGAACCUUAACUCUGAAGGACCAAAUAACACUAACCCCAUGAACCCGCCCCCAAACCCCAUCAGUGCAGUGCAGACCAAUGGACUGCCCAACUGGGGCAUGGCCAUCAUCCCACCCCACCUGCAAGCCCCCCCUGGUGCUAACGGCGCGUCGGUGUCUCAAGUCAGCGGGGGUGGAGAAGGCCUGGGCAGCUCUGUGUGGGGACUGUCCCCAGGUAACCUGGCCACAGGAAGUAGUACUUGUGGGUUCAGUCAGGGGAAUGGAGACACUGUGAACUCAGCAUUAAGUGCUAAGCCGAAUGGAUCGAGCAGUGCUGUGCAGAAGGAAGGAAACGGAGCCAAGGCUUGGGACUCGGGGCCGCCUGCGGGCCCCGGCAUACUGGCUUGGGGCAGGAGCAGCGGCAGCAGUGGCGUUGGGAAUAUCCAUUCAGGAGCUUGGGGCCACCCCAGCCGAAGCACCUCCAAUGGUGUGAAUGGGGACUGGGGGAAGCCCCCAAACCAGCAUUCCAGUAAUGACAUCAGUGGGAAAGGAUCAACAGGGUGGGACAGUCCUAACGUCAGUAGCCAGAACCCUGCCGUGCAGCCUGGCGGUGACCACAUGAACUCGUGGGCAUCUGCCGGAACUGCCACCAGCGAGGGGAGCAGCGAGGGCUCCGGCCACCACAAUGAAGGAAGCGCUGGGCGGGAGGGGCCUCUGGAAGGCCGCAGGCGUGACAAGGGGGUGGUCGACCAAGGGCACCUCCAAUUGCCAAGGAACGAUCUUGACCCAAGAGUCCUGUCAAACACUGGCUGGGGACAGACUCCUGUAAAGCAAAACACUGCCUGGGAAUUUGAGGAAUCCCCUAGGUCCAAGAGGAAGAAUGACAAUGGGACAGAGGCCUGGGGGUGUGCAGCUACUCAGCCUUCCAGCUCAGGGGGCAGGAGCGAUGGGGCCAUCAUGAGCAGUACAAAUACCUCUGCAGUAUUUGGCUGGGUCAGCUCGGCCUCCACUGCUGCUCCCACGAACACAGGCUGGGGAGACGGCAACAGAAAAGUGCCGAGCGGCCCGGGGGUGUGGGGAGACUCCGUCAGCUCCCCCGCUGUCAACGCUGCUGCUGCCUCCGCCAAGGGCAGCCACACCUGGAGUGGAACUGUCAGUCAGGAGGACAAGCCGCCCACCUGGGGUGAGCCUCAGAAACCCAAAUCUCAAAACUGGGGCGAUGGACAGAAGUCUACCGCAGCCUGGAAUGCCGGAGGGGGCGACUGGGCAGACUCAGCCUCGGUCCUGGGACACCUGGGGGAGGGGAAGAAGAGUGGGUCCGGCUGGGAUGCUGACGGUAGCAGGUCUGGCUCCGGGUGGAAUGAUGCCCCAAGGUCUGGGACCAGUGGGUGGGGCAAUGGCACAAAUGCAAAGGUUAAUCCAGGUACAAGCUGGGGGGAGUCUCUAAAGCCUGGCCCACAGCAGAACUGGGCAAGCAAACCCCAAGACAGCAGUGUGAGUAACUGGGGAGGGGCUGCCUCUGUGAAGCAGACAGGAACAGGGUGGAUCGGGGGCCCAGUACCAGUCAAGCAGAAGGACUGCGGUGAGGCCACCGGCUGGGAGGAGCCCUCGCCACCCUCCAUUCGACGCAAAAUGGAAAUUGAUGACGGUACCUCAGCUUGGGGGGACCCGAGCACCUACAACAAUAAAACUGUAAAUAUGUGGGAUCGUAACAACCCCGUCAUGCAGAACAGCACCACAGCCACCACCACCACAGCCACCACCACCAGUAACAACGCCAGCACGGUGGAGACACCUCCCUCGCACCAGGCCAGCACACAGCUAACGCGGUCCCCGCUGCUUGGUUCAGGUAUGGAGGGGGUUUCGUCAGGCUGGGGAGAGAUGCCUAACCUUCAUCCCAAGGCCGAGAACUCCUGGGGAGAGCCGUCCUCCCCCUCCACCCUGGUGGACAAUGGCACAGCAGCGUGGGGGAAGCCCCCCAGCAGUGGCAGUGGAUGGGGUGACCACCCUGCUGAGCCGCCAGUGACCUUUGGAAGGGCUGGCGCCCCUGCUACUGCCCCAGCCCUGUGCAAACCAGCUUCCAAAUCUAUGCAAGAAGGCUGGGGCAGCGGUGGGGACGAGAUGAACCUCGGCACCGCUCAGUGGGAAGAUGAAGAAGGAGACAUGUGGAGUAACGCUGCUUCCCAAGACAGCGCCUCCUCCUGCAGCUCCUGGGGCAACGCCCCCAAAAAAGGACUUCAAAAGGGCAUGAAGACUUCCGGCAAGCAGGACGAAACCUGGAUCCUGACGCGGCUCAUCAAACAACUCACCGACAUGGGCUUCCCGAGAGAACCAGCUGAAGAGGCCUUGAAGAGCAGCAAUAUGAACCUCGACCAGGCCAUGAGUGCUCUGCUGGAAAAGAAGGUGGACAUGGACAAGCGUGGACUGGGAGUGACCGACUACAAUGGAAUGGUCACCAAACCCCUUGGCUGCCGCCCACCAACCUCCAAAGAGUCUUCCGUGGACCGCCCCACCUUUCUCGACAAGGACGGCGGCCUUGUGGAAGAGCCCACUCCUUCACCAUUUCUGCCUUCACCAAGCCUGAAGCUUCCCCUUUCAAACAGCGCACUCCCCGGUCAGACCCUGGGUGGGAUCGCCUCAGGGCUGGGCAUGCAAAACUUGAAUUCUUCUAGACAGAUCCCGAGUGGCAGUCUGGGUAUGUUUGGCAACAGCGGAGCAGCACAAGCCAGGAGCAUGCCACAGCCAGCGCCAGCGCCGCCGCUCAGCUCCUCCCAGCCCAGUCUCCGAGCUCAAGUGCCUCAGUUUCUAUCCCCUCAGGUUCAAGCACAGCUUUUGCAGUUUGCAGCAAAAAACAUUGGUCUCAACCCUGCACUAUUAACCUCGCCAGUUAAUCCUCAGCAUAUGACGAUGUUGAACCAGCUCUAUCAGCUGCAGCUGGCAUACCAACGUUUACAAAUCCAGCAGCAGAUGCUACAGGCCCAGCGUAAUGUUUCCGGACCCAUGAGGCAGCAGGAGCAGCAAGUUGCGCGUACAAUCACAAACCUGCAGCAGCAGAUCCAGCAGCACCAGCGCCAGCUGGCCCAGGCCCUGCUCGUCAAGCAGCCGCCGCCCCCAGCACCCCCGCCGCACCUGUCUCUGCACCCCUCUGCAGGCAAGUCGGCCAUGGACAGCUUCCCCCCGCACCCUCAGACGGCCGGCCUCCCCGACCUGCAGACCAAAGAGCAGCAGUCUUCGCCCAACACCUUCGCUCCUUACCCUCUCGCCGGACUGAACCCCAACAUGAAUGUAAACAGCAUGGACAUCACGGGUGGCUUGUCGGUGAAGGACCCGUCUCAGUCCCAGUCUCGCCUGCCUCAGUGGACUCACCCCAACUCCGUGGAUAACUUACCCAGUGCUGUUUCUCCUCUGGAUCAGAACCCGAGCAAGCAUGGUGCUAUCCCUGGGGGUCUCAGCAUCGGACCUCCAGCCAAGUCCUCCAUUGACGACUCCUACAGCCGGUACGAUUUAAUCCAGAACAGUGAGUCCCCAGCCAGUCCGCCUGUAGCUGUUCCCCACAGCUGGUCACGUGCCAAAUCUGACAGUGACAAGAUCUCCAAUGGCUCCAGCAUUAACUGGCCCCCAGAAUUCCACCCUGGAGUACCAUGGAAAGGACUUCAGAACAUUGACCCCGAGAACGACCCGGAUGUCACUCCCGGCAGUGUCCCCACGGGGCCCACCAUCAACACCACCAUCCAGGACGUGAACCGCUACCUCCUCAAGAGUGGAGGUAAGCUGUCAGACAUCAAGUCCACAUGGUCCUCCGGCCCUGCCUCCCACACCCAGGCCUCUCUGUCCCAUGAACUGUGGAAGGUGCCCAGAAGCACCACUGCACCCACACGGCCCCCUCCAGGCUUAGCCACUCCCAAGCCUUCCUCCACCUGGGGAGCCAGCCCCCUCGGCUGGACCAGCUCCUACUCCUCAGGUUCCGCUUGGAGUACCGACACCUCAGGAAGGACCAGCAGCUGGCUCGUCCUCCGAAACCUCACGCCCCAGAUUGACGGCUCCACGCUGCGGACGCUGUGCCUGCAGCACGGCCCUCUCAUAACAUUCCACCUGAACCUGACGCAGGGGAACGCCGUGGUCCGCUACAGCUCCAAGGAGGAGGCUGCCAAGGCGCAAAAGUCCCUGCACAUGUGUGUGCUGGGCAACACCACCAUCCUGGCCGAGUUCGCCGGGGAGGAGGAAGUGAACCGCUUCCUGGCUCAGGGCCAGCCACUGCCCCCCACCUCCAGCUGGCAGUCCACGGCAGGGACCAGCCAGACACGGCUGGGCACCUCGGGCAACGCCCACGGCCUGGUGCGCGACGCUGGACACUGGAGCGCCCCGUGCCUGGGCGGCAAGGGGAGCAGCGACCUGCUGUGGGGUGGGGUUCCCCAGUACUCCAGCAGCCUGUGGGGGCCCCCCAGUGUUGAUGACGGCGGGGUGAUCGGCAGCCCUACUCCCCUCAACACCCUGCUUCCUGGUGACCUGCUCAGCGGGGAGUCCAUCUAG
This is a messenger RNA of Elephantulus edwardii (Cape elephant shrew), 5181 nucleotides long. RefSeq names its product trinucleotide repeat containing 6C (gene TNRC6C). The record is from RefSeq and is a predicted model, not a curated record. The transcript has 18 exons. The coding region runs from base 145 to 5181 and encodes 1678 amino acids. Gene Ontology annotation, biological process: miRNA-mediated post-transcriptional gene silencing; positive regulation of nuclear-transcribed mRNA poly(A) tail shortening. Lineage: Eukaryota; Metazoa; Chordata; Mammalia; Macroscelidea; Macroscelididae. Gene Ontology annotation, molecular function: protein binding; RNA binding. Gene Ontology annotation, cellular component: P-body; nucleoplasm.